AUGGACAGAACCGACUUCUUCAGGAACGCUCUGGAAUCGUCCUUGGAGGCCUCCAUCCAGUCCAGAGCUCAGUCCAAGAACUGGUCUUCAUCCACCAAGAGCAAAGUGGAGCUGGACUUUAAGCUCCUGCCUCUGAUCGGAGGACGGCUGACCCGUAAAGAGUCCGCGUCCUGCAGGAACUGUUUCCAGCUGCUGUGGAGGAUUCGGGACUUGGAACACCAGCUGUUUCAGCUCACCAGCAAACGGUACCAUGAGAGUUUGGAGGCUUCGCUAACUUUGACCCAGCUGGACCAGAACCAGGAUCAGCAGAGUUCCAAAGAAGAGAGGGAGGCUUGUGACCGGACAGGUCGUCUCUCACCUGGCGAGGUGCGGGUCGAUGACCACAACGUGGUUCUGGACUCAGAGAUGGCUCCAUCCAACGCAGCCUCGGUGCCAGGUUGCCCCCGCCCCCGUUUCAGGUGGGAGUGGUUAGACACGUUCAAGUUCCUCCGGUACUCGCCAUCCCGGAACGUCAUGUGGUGCCAGGUGUGUCGGGUUUACGCCAACAGAGCCCACCGGAACCACCGCCUAGUCAAAGGAUCCAACGUUUUUUUCAAGUCCAGCCUGAUGAAGCACAGCAAAAGCAUUUUUCAUCUGGACAACGUUCGUGAUGAGGAAUGCCUCCUGGGGUUCUGCAGACAUGGUUCCACCAUGAGCGAGGGCCCGUCAGACCUGUGGUUCUGUGAAGAGUGUCAGGACUAUUUCCAGGAGGAGUGUCCAUCCCACGGGCCCCCACUGAUCGUCCCUGACACACCUGUGGCCCCCGGAUCGGCCAACAGGGCAGCACUCACCGUCCCAUCAGGCCUGGAGCUCCUCACUGAGGCAGAGGAGGUAGAUGUCCGUUGUGCAGAUGAAGUCUUCCCUAAGGGGGCGGUUUUUGGUCCUUAUGAAGGCGAGCUGGUAUCCAAAGACGAAUCGUCCGGCUUCUCCUGGAUCAUUGUUGGUUUGAAUGACACGUACGAGUCUGUCGACGGCGGCGAUGAGACCAAAGCCAACUGGAUGAGGUUUGUCCGGACCUCGUCAGAGGACAGAGACAGGAACCUGACGGCGUUCCAACAUGGUGGAAACAUCUACUUCAGAGUCCGCAGGAGGCUGGAGGUCGGGGAGAGGCUGAGGGUUUGGUACAGCGACGACUACAUCCGACGACUUCAGAGUGUGUCUCAGGACAGCAUCGACCGCAACCUGGACUCAGCUUUGCAGAACAUACUCAGUCCUGGAAAAGGACCCUGUGAAGGGUCAGACAGCCAGCCGCCGGCCAAGAAGAAGAAGAUUGACCUCAUCUUCAAAGAUGUUCUGGAAGCCUCUCUGGAGGACUGCAGUCUGUCCCGGUCUUCUCUUCUUGGUGAGAAUAAACCUGGCCUUCAGCUGAAGGUGAAGGAGGAGAAGACCCAGAUCAGCACAGAACCCUCCACCUCCUUCUGCCCCAACUGUGUCAAACUGAAGAGGAGGAUUCUGGAGCUGGAAGAGGAGCUCCUGCGUCUCAGAGGAGAACAGCGGGGCGCGAUCAGUACCUUGACCUCUGAGCAGACCCAGCCUGAUCAGGCUCCUCCACAUCCUGAGCAGGGCCCCGUUGAUGAUUUUCAAGGGAUGGAGCCCAUGACACCACCUCAGGUGGUUCUGGAUGAAGAUGACCCUGAUGUGGAUUCAGCCGAUGAAUCGAUCACAGCCGACCUCAUGAUUUCUCCAGAAGACUCUUCGAAGCUUUACCCCGGAGGAAGCAGACGCAUUCGGCGCUUCAAGCAGGAGUGGCUAAAGAAGUUCUGGUUCCUUCGAUACUCGCCGACCCUGAAUGAGAUGUGGUGCCACGUCUGCCGACAAUACACCGUCCAGUCGUCUCGAACGUCAGCCUUCAUCAUCGGCUCCAAACAGUUCAAGAUCCACACCAUCAAGCUUCACAGCCAGAGCAACCUGCACAAGAAGUGUCUGCAGCUCUACAAGCUGCGAAUGCACCCGGAGAAGACCGAGGAGAUGUGCAGGAACAUGACGCUGCUGUUCAACGCAGCGUACCACCUGGCCCUGGAGGGACGGGCCUUCUCCGACCUGCGUCCACUGGCAGAGCUGCUGAAGAAGUGCGAGCUCAAAGUGGUGGAUCAGUACAUGAAUGAAGGCGACUGUCAGAUCCUCAUCCAUCACAUCGCCCGAGCUUUGAAGGAAGAUCUGACUGAGAAGAUGCGUCUGUCUCCCUUUCUGAGCAUCAUAAUGGACGUCCAAAGUGACGACUUUUUCUCAGACUUAGUGGCGUUUUAUGUCCAGUUCAUAACUAAUGAAGGACUCCCCAACACAGAGUUCCUGUCCCUGCAGAGACUGAGCAUGGACAGUGUGGAUGGGUAUCUCCAGGUUAUGGAUCAAGCCUUCAGUCUCCUGGGCCUCAGGUUCCAGGACUCACUGGUAGUGGGUCUUGGAGUGGACGGCAUCAACAUCUCUUCAGGAAUAAGAGGUAACCUGUAUGUAGCUCUGCAGAAGACCUUUCCAUGGAUCCUCUGCCUUCCCAUCAUGAUCCACCGCCCUCAUCUGGAGGUUCUGGAUGCCAUCAGUGGGAAGGAGCUCUGCUGCCUUGAGGACCUGGAGAACAACCUCAAGCAGCUGCUCAGUUUUUAUCGCUACUCUCCUCGAAUGAUGGCCGAGCUGCGAUCAACUGCACCAACACUGUCAGAGGAGACAGAGUUCCUGGGAGACAUCAGAGCCGUACGCUGGAUUAUAGGAGAGCCAAAUGUCCUCAGCGCACUCAUCAAAGACUACCUCGAGGUCGUGGCCCACCUGAAGGAGAUCAGCUGCCAAACUCAGAGGGCUGACGCUGCAGCCAUCGCUCUCACGCUCCUCCAGUUUCUCCUGGACUACCAGUCUGUCAAACUCAUCUACUUCCUCCUGGACAUCAUAGCUGUUCUGUCCCGAUUAGCCCUGACUUUUCAAGGGGAGCACCUUCUGGUGUCGCAGGUGGAAGCCAAGAUCGAGGCGGCAAUUCAGGAGAUCAACCAGCUGGUGGACUGCCCCGGUGAAUAUCUGCAGGAGUUUGAAGAAAACUUCAAAGAAAGUUUCAACGGUGUGGAGUUGAAGAAUCUAAGAGUUGCAGAGUCCAAGUUUCAGUCCAUCCGAGAAAAGAUCUGCAACAGGAGCAAGGGGAUCCUGUCUCAGAGGCUAGACCUGCAGAGCCGCUCCUUUUCCAAAGCCUGCAAGGUACUGGACCUGUCCAGCUGGCCUGACAGCCACGAAGACCUGCAAGCCUACGGUGAGGAGGAGAUCCAGAUCAUUUCCAGCCACCUGGAGUCCGUUCCUUCUGCUGGUCAGGAGGACCUGCCAGAGGCACAGAGCAGCUUGCUGGUGGAGUGGAAGAAUCUGAAGGCGGACUACUACAGCAUGAAUGGUUUGAAGGAGCUCAUUGGUCACAUCUGCAAGUACAAGCAGCGGUUUCCACUUCUGAACAGGGCCGUGCAGUUCAUCAGGGUCCUGCCCAGCUCCACGGCCUGCUGUGACAAAGGCCGAGGAUCUCUGCAGAAGAUGUGUAAGAACAACCGUUCCCGACUAACGCUGGAGCAGAUGAAUGAUCUACUCACGGUGGCCGUUAACGGGCCGCCCAUUGGCUGCUUUGAUGCAAAGCGGGCGUUGGACGGCUGGUUUGAGGAAAAAUCCGGCAGCAGUUGCUCUCUCUCUGCCGAAGUGUUGAGCAGGACGUCUGUUGUGGAUUAGAAACCGGUUCUGCACAACUCUGACGUCAACGCAGAGUUCUGCCCUGAUGGCUUAAAGACGACCUGAAAGUAGAAUCUGAUUAAAUCUACAACUCACAAUCACACAGAUGAUUUUUAUUAAACUUGAGCAAAGAUUAGGAAGAGUAAAUAAUGGUUAAUAAUUUACUGUCAGACUUGCAGCCGAGUGGAUGAAACCCCCCGUCGCUGUUGUAUGAUAACUAGAAAAAUA
Molecule: messenger RNA, 3951 nt
Organism: Nematolebias whitei (Rio pearlfish)
Lineage: Eukaryota; Metazoa; Chordata; Actinopteri; Cyprinodontiformes; Rivulidae
Gene: prdm11
Product: PR domain containing 11
Exons: 9
Coding region: 1-3723 (1240 amino acids)
Molecular function (GO): protein binding
Source: RefSeq, a predicted model, not a curated record